UGGGCAGCCCGCUUGCUCCGCUUCGCACAUGCGCAAAAUGCGGGCGGAGAAGGGGGCGUCUUUGUCCCGGGGCUUUGGUGUCCCAGGGCUUUGGUGUCCCAGGGCUAGCCCUAACGUCGUCUGAGGUGGGAAGCUGGGAUCUGAAGCCUCGCGUGAAGAUGGAGAAAAGAACGAGCUGCGCAAGGUAAGCAUGGAGUAGAGAAUUGGAUUUCAUCAAGAUUAGUGUCUUUGCAAGAUGAUGAUUCAUGGUGAUGGCUUGCAGGGUCAUAAAUAAAAGAAGGCACAUGGGACUUCAACAACUUUCAUCAUUUGCAGGAACAGGAAGAACUUUCCUAGGCCCAUUAAAAUCAUCUAAAUUUAUUAUAGAUGCAGAGUGUCAUGAAAGUGUGUUAAUCAGUUCAACAGUAAGGCUUCUCGAAAGUUUGGAUUUAACCAGCGCAGUGGGACAACUUCUCAAUGAAGCAGUUCAAGCACAAAAUAACACAUAUAAAACUGGAACCAGUACUCUUCUGUUCCUCGUCGGUGCAUGGAGCAGUGCUGCUGAAGAAUGUCUCCAUUUAGGUGUCCCCAUUUCAUUAAUAGUGUCUGCAAUGUCAGAAGGCUUGACCUCUUGCAUUGAAGAGGUAGUUUCCCUUCAAGUACCUAUCCACAAUGUAUUUGACCAUAUAGACAGCACAAAGACAUUUUCUGGACUUGAAACAUUUAGUGGCAGUUUGUGCCCUUUUCUACAAAUCCCUUCAGAUACUGGUUUACAGAAAGAGCAUGAUCUCAAAGAUGUUGCCUCUCCAUCACUGACCAUUUACAAUCUUUCUGGGAUACCUGUUAAAUCACCUAAACUCUUUAGACCUCAGGCUGAAGUUGAAGCAGAUAAAAACACGUUACAAAAUCCUCAAACUCUGAAAAACAGUCUGCUCACAGGCAACCAUUAUAGAAAGUCAAUACUAAUCCACAGUAGGCAUCUUAAUAGGACAGAUAAUAAUCAGUGGAUAAACAAACCAGAUGGAUUUCUAGAACAACAUGGUGCAGCUUCUCCCCAUACUUACAGAUGUAAUGAUUUGGUAGAGUUGGAGAUGGGUUUAAGUCAUGGAGAUCACAACAGCAUGAAAUUGGUAGAUGAAGCAGUACGGCUGCAGUAUCAGAAUGCAAGUAUGCGGCAAGGCAGCUGUACGAUGCCAUUUAGGUUUGACGUUUCAAGACUCUUCACUUGCUGUUUACCAGGUGUACCUGAAGCUUUCUCUUGUGUCUGCCCAGGAUUUGUCACUGUAGUAUCAAUAUCUAAUUCUGCUCUGAUUAGGGAAUUACAGAAUCAGCCUCUCCGGAUUAUUCUCAUUGAGGGUGACCUCACAGAGUAUUAUCGCCACCUGGGAUUUAACAAGGCUACAAAUAUUAACACAGUACUGGAAAGCAUGAAGGUUCAAGACAGCUCAGAAGAACUGUGGACAAAUUAUGUAUUACAGGUACUAAUUAAGUUCCAUGUGAACCUUGUCCUGGUACAAGGAAAUGUGUCUGAACACUUAAUUGAAAAGUGCAUACACAAUAAGCGGUUGGUACUUGGGGCAGUGAAUAGCAGUGUGAUGCAGGCUUUUGCAGAAGCUUCAGGAGCAGUACAGGUGACCUAUAUCACACAAGUGAAUGAAAACUGUGUGGGCAGUGGGGUCUAUGUGACCUUCUGGAGAAGUAUUCCUUCGGAUGUCAUGGAUAGAAUCAACAUAAUCACAAUCGUGAUAAAAAUAGAAGGAAUUAAUUUGGCUACAGUAGUGCUCACUAGCCCAGUCACUGCACAGAUGCAAUCCAAAGAAGAUAGGUUCUGGACUUGUGCCUCUCGUCUGUAUUAUGCUCUAAAAGAGCAACAGGUCUUCCUUGGAGGUGGUGCAGUUGAAUUUUUGUGUCUUAGCCAUCUUCAAAUUCUUGCAGAGCAAUCACUGAGUAAAAGAAACCACAUCUGUUCAGGAUGGCUUCAUAAUACUUCCUCUUGGCUGGCCUCAUCUCUGGCACUAUACAGAUCAACUGUGCUUAAAUGCCUGGCAAAUGGAUGGCACAAAUACCUUUCAACUCUCAUAUAUAACACGGCCAAUUGCUCAUCAGAAUUCGAAGCCAGCACAUUCAUUCAACAGCAUCUACAAAAUGCCACAGACUCUGGCUCUCCUUCAUCUUACAUCUUGAAUGAAUAUAGUAAAUUAAAUAGUGGAAUUUUUAAUUCAGGCAUUUCAAAUAAACUGGAACAGAUUCCAAGCAUUUAUGACGUUGUUAUACCAAAGAUUGAGGCAUGGCGCCGAGCUUUGGAUUUAGUACUAUUAGUACUUCAGACAGACAGUGAAAUUAUUACUGGACUUGGACACACACGGUUAAAUUCACAGGAAACAGAGGGCUUUUUAUUUUUGUAGUGUUAUUGGCUAAGUCUUUGGAAAAUAAUAUUUUGUUAUAUAUCAUGCUAAUAAUAAAUUUCCUAGUAGCCAAGUCGUAGUGCCUAAAAUGCCAGCCAUUAAAGAUUAUUGAUGUCUGUCAGUAAUUGCAGGGUCUGAGAUUUCACCCAACUUACAAGCUAACAGGUUAGCCUGUUAACUAUUUCGUGGUAUGCUACAGGAUACAUGAGACACUUGGACAGAGACAAAGCACUUUUAUUAUUCACAGCAAAAGUGGUAGCCAGAGCUUCCUGUUGGUUUGUAUCGGUUCCCAUUUCUCUGAGCCCCAUAAGAGCAACAUAAAAGGCCAGUGAUGGAAGCCUGCACAUACAGUGGGUUGUGUUACAGAAAAGGAACACUGAGCUUGGGACAUUGACUGCUUUUAUAGUUGCAACUUGCAGUUGCAAGGGGGUAGUUGCUACCUCAUGCCUCAAGGUUGCUUAGUGUAAACGCAAGCCUAAGACAUGGACUGGGUAAAGAUAGGUCAGGUCCUUGCAUUCAAGGCACACCCAGAAAGUAUGCAGUGUCAUUCAGAGCCCAUAAUGGAUAGCCUCUUCCAUUUACUCACUUCUUAACCUGACAUGUUCUUGGCCAAACUUGAAUUUUCAUGGAAGAAUGCCACUCUGUUUACUAGUCUGAUUAAUCUGAUAAACAGGUUGUUUCGUCAAUACCAGAUCUAUUCAGUUGGUUUCAUAUAGCAGUUAAUUAAGGCUACUGUCAACAGACUCUGAGCAGCAGGAUGAAACCAGUCUGCAGUAUUGACCUCAGUCAUGUCCCCUUGGGUCUUGAUUUUAGUCAAUUUUAAAUUCCAACGGGGUCUUUUUAUUGGGCUGAAUGUAUUGUAAGACCAAUGUAUCAUAUAUUAUGACCCUCACAAGGGAGCUUUGACUGAGUUGCUGAUCUUCGGUGUCGAUGACAAAAUGACAGGAGGCAAUAGGUGGGCCAAAAACAAAUCCCCCCUCCCUGAUGGAGAGGCCUACUAUGGCCCAUUUUUCCCACAUACAAGCACAUAACCCCAACAAGGGCACGGUCACUCUACUUCAGGAUUUGUUGUGAAACCUGAUUUGAAUCACCAUUAUAUAGAUUUGAUUAAGUCACAUAGGUAGUGCCACCCAGUAGUUGCAGCCUCAGUUGCCAUAAUGGCAAAAUCCAAGGCUACUCAAACAUUUAAGAGAAGUAUAAGAUCAGUUAGAUUGAAACAAGGUUGUCCUGGUUUCUGUGUUUGUACAUUUUCACAUCUUGCAGCUGCCAUCGAUGGCAUUAUGAACUGCCUCCAAUACUGAAUAAAUCUUAAUAAGGAGAAAACAUUUGUUUGUUUGACUCCCAGGGGGAUUAAGUGCUAUGACUCUGUCUAAACAAUGCUGAGAAAUGGCUUGGCAAACAGAGUUCUGGAUUUUGUUUGGGUUUAGCAGCCACUUUUACUGGUGGAGGUUGUUAAUGGCCACAGUCAAAACCAUUGAGACAAGCUUCUAACUUGACCAGAACAUCAUCUAUAUAGUGAACAUUUGGGAUAUCAGAGCAUAGAGGCGCUCACACUAAAUCCCAACUCGCCAAUAGGUUAGGAUGGGUUAGGGCAUGGUAGUAGAUGGCAGGAAGUUUGUCUCAUUUCUCUAUAUAGAGCAGCAAUACCCUGGAUGGGAGGAUCUCCUCUGGCACUCUAUGAGCAUUUACAAUAUAAGCAUAUAACACCUCAAUACCAAUUACGUAUUUUCAUAACAAUUCGUUCUAAUCCCAUCAAUUGACUUCAGUCACUUUAUCCCCUGUAUGGGAAUAUGGCAAGUUUAACAUUGGCACAUUAGGAGCUUUAACUGUGGUGAGGAAAUUAUGUUAGCUCCCUGGUUGGGAGCUCCAGAAAGGAGCAAGGGGUAAAGGUUGCAUCCAAGGAGCCUCUUUUUUUUCUUUUUUUGGCCCCUUGCUUCAGUGUUGGUACCAGCUUCUUUCCUGUGCACUUCCCAGUAUCUGGGGAACCCCCACACUCUGGGGAUCUUUCUUUUUGCCCUCCAUGUAACUAACCUUGCACCUCCUCAGUGUCCUGCAGCCUUUGGUACCUUUGACCACCCUGUGCCCGAUACCAGCUUCCCCUAUGGGACUGGGUAGAAUGGUGACGAGCACCUGUAUCUAACAGCUGUAAAAGUUUGAGUCACUUUCUUCCCCCAUGUAUUCCCAUCAUACUUGGCUUUCUCCUUAAAGCAACUGAGGUCAGGGUAGAGGGUGAAGGAGUUACCAAAAGUGUAAAGGGAAAGAAUGGCUCCAAUAUUGCAUUUACUUUUGUUUUUGAUCAGCUGUCCAACUUGUACUCAACAAACUUGCAAUUUUAUUUCCUCCUUGCUGGUAGCAUUUGUUUUAGCUUUGAGGACCCCUUCACUUAGCAGGAAUAGCCACACUUCUUGGCUAGAGCCCUGGGGCAUGCUGCCUUGUUAUCAUAUUAAUAUUGCUCUUCCCACCCUGAAGUGAGUGAGCAACAACCAAUACACCAUUUGGGUGGCUUGUUUUAAUCCUACUUCUCACUGCUUAGCCUCCAAACAUAAAUUAACAGGCAGGACAGUGGGAGACUCAUUCCCCUACCCCUUUCCCACUACUUAAUAUUUACUGUUGGAUCCCAGGGAGUCAUAUCUCUUAACCCAGAGCAGUGGGGCCCUCAUCUUUUUCAGAAACCAUGGCUCUCUCAGCCAAAGCAGUAAAGAACUGUGUAGGCUCUGAGAUUUUGCCCUGUUUAUAAGCUAUCAGUUAAAAUGUAAUGGGAUACAGCCAGAAAACAAUCCUGGAUCAGAAAUGACUUUACAGUAGCCAGAGCUUUGUGUUGGCUUAUUUUGGUCCUCUGUCCUUUCAAGUCCCACAGAGGUGACAUAAAGGGCCCAUGAUGAAUGCAUGCGCAAGAGGUGGUGUUACGGGAGAGGAGUGCAUAACUUGGGCAAAUCACAACUUUUACCGUAAGCAGAAGUAAGCCUGUUCUUGGUCUGGAGUGAGAUGUUACAUCAUCAUUCAGGGUUACUCGCUAGAAACACAUCCCUGAGAAAUGGCCUGGAAAAAGAGUGCUCAAACCCAGCAAGAAUAUGCUGAGAGUCCAUAGCAUUCUGUGUAUCCCAACAAAGUCUUGCUCUUUUGCCACUUAGCCAUUAAAUGAACAUCUUAAGAAUGGAAUUAUGUGUGGAGUUGAAUAUUAGAAAAGCUCUGGGGAAAUAACAGUAGUAAUUAAGUUAUUGAUUACCUACCAUGUCCCAGGCACUAUUCUAAAUUCUUCACAUAUUGUAUUAAUGUUCUAGGGUUGCCAUAACAAAAUACCAUGUAUUAGGGGGCUUAAACAACAGAAAUUUAUUUUCUCACAAUUCCGGGGGCUAGAAUUUGAGAUCAAGGUGUUGGCAGAGUCGGUUUCUUCUGAGGCCUCUUUCCUUCACUUGUAGAUGGAUAUCUUUUCCCUGUGUCUCACAAUGUCUUCCCUCUGUAUCUGUCUGUGUCCUAAUUUCCUCUUCUUGUAAGGACAGUAAGUCAUAAUGGGUGAGGCCUUCCCUAAUGACCUCAUUUUAACUUAAUUAACUCUUAAAGAGCCUGUCUCUAGUACAGUCACAUUCUGAGGUAUUGGGGAUUAGGACUUCAACAUAUGAAUGGGGGGGACACAAUUCACAUAUAUUCACAUAUGUAUUCACAUAUAUUAUCUCAAUCUUUGAAACAUUUAUUUUCUCCAUUGUAUGAUGAGGAAAUGAGUUUAGGAAGGUUAAGAAACUAGCCCAAAGUCUUAAAGCUAGUAGGUAGAAGAGCUGGAGUUUACGAUUUUAUCUGGCUCCAAAGUAUAUUUCUAAGUAUUAACUGUGAAAGGAAGCUUUUUCUGUAAAGUAACAACAACAAAAGAAUGUCUAGUUUAUUUAUAAGGAUAAUUUAAAUGUACCAGAAAAUAUGACUUGGUUAUCUUCUACUCAGGUAAAAGUAUUAACUUUUAGUUUAGUGGUUGUCUUAAAUGUGGUCACCUGAAAACCUUGCACAGAUAAUCAUUCCAGUUAUAUAUACCAUCUUUGUUCUAAGUUAGAAUAACAACAACAUUAAAUGUUGAAUUGUUUUUUAAAAUAAGUGUAUUUUACUUGUUUAGGUAUUGAUACUUUUACUCUCCUGUGUACUAUUAACACUUAGUUUUUGUUAAAAUAAUACGAAGAUUAUGAGCACUACUAAUAUUAAUGUAGAUGUUUAUUUAUAUAAUAGAUUUUUUGUGAAGUUGGUAUUUGCAUGUAUUGGUACUAUUAAAUAUUUAGU
Messenger RNA from Zalophus californianus (California sea lion), 6644 nucleotides. RefSeq names its product Bardet-Biedl syndrome 12 (gene BBS12). Bases 246 to 2384 code for a protein of 712 amino acids. Gene Ontology annotation, biological process: photoreceptor cell maintenance; chaperone-mediated protein complex assembly. Lineage: Eukaryota; Metazoa; Chordata; Mammalia; Carnivora; Otariidae. The record is from RefSeq and is a predicted model, not a curated record. Gene Ontology annotation, molecular function: ATP binding. The transcript is spliced from 3 exons.